Molecule: messenger RNA, 1686 nt
Organism: Aspergillus homomorphus CBS 101889
Lineage: Eukaryota; Fungi; Ascomycota; Eurotiomycetes; Eurotiales; Aspergillaceae
Product: amino acid permease
Exons: 2
Coding region: 1-1686 (561 amino acids)
Biological process (GO): amino acid transmembrane transport
Cellular component (GO): membrane
Molecular function (GO): amino acid transmembrane transporter activity
Source: RefSeq, a predicted model, not a curated record
AUGGGCGAACAGGACGACAUUUCGCCCGCUAAGAUGGGCGUGGAGAGUGUUGUUGAUGACCCCAACUCUUCCGACAGCAACAGCGGGCUGCGGUCGCGACGCCGUUUUGGAUCGGCACAGGACAAUGUCAAGGAUAUUGAGAGUGAUCAUGAGGAGGAGGGAAAGCUCAAGCGUAACCUGAAGAACCGCCAUCUGCAAAUGAUUGCCAUCGGAGGAACAAUCGGAACUGGUCUUUUCAUCAGCAGUGGAACAGCACUGGCAGAGGCUGGUCCGGCUGGUGCCCUUAUCGCCUACGCCUUCGUCGGUUCGAUCGUGUACUCCGUCAUGUGCUCUUUGGGAGAAAUGGCGACCUACAUUCCCGUUACUGGUGCUUUUACCACCUACGCCGCUCGCCUUGUCGAUCCGAGCUUGGGUUUCGCAAUGGGCUGGAUAUAUUGGUUCAACUGGGCGUCAACAUACGCUGUCGAACUGACUGCCACCGGUAUGAUCAUCAAGUUCUGGAACGAGGAUCUGAACAUCGCCAUCUUUAUCGGCGUUUUCUGGGUUGUUAUCUCGGCCCUUAAUUACCUCCCUGUCGGAUUUUACGGCGAGCUUGAAUUCUGGUUCUCUCUGACCAAGGUGUUGACUGUGUUGGGAUUCAUGAUCUUCGCUAUCUGCAUUGACGCCGGUGUGGGGCAACAAGGCUACCUGGGUUUCAAGUAUUGGCAUAGCCCUGGCGCGUUUGCCCCCUACCUGAUAACUUCCGAUCUGGCGGUUGGAAAAUUCGUGGGUUUCUGGGCGGUACUCAUCCAGGCUGGUUUCUCUUACCAGGGCACCGAGCUUGUCGGUGUUGCUGCUGGUGAGACCGAGAACCCUCAGAAGACCGUCCCCUCCGCAAUCCGCAAGACGUUCAUCCGCAUUUUGAUCUUCUUCGUUUUGACCAUUUUCUUCAUCGGUCUAUUGGUGCCUUAUGACAACCCCAACCUCGCCAGCGACGCCGGUAAUGCAUCCGCUUCUCCCAUGGUUAUUGCGGCCAACCUGGCAGGAGUCAAGGUUCUUCCCAGUCUGAUCAACGCGGUGCUUCUGACGGUCGUUCUCUCUGCUGCCAAUUCCAAUGUUUACAGUGGUAGCCGUGUUCUUCUUGGUCUGGCUCAAGAGGGUUUCGCGCCUUCCUACUUUGGCUGGGUCACCAAGCGUGGCGUGCCAUAUAUCAGCGUUACCUUCACUGCCCUCUUCGGACUUCUGGGAUUCAUGAACGUGUCGAGCUCCGGAACUACUGUCUUCAACUGGCUGGUCAACAUUUCCAGUGUGGCUGGUUUCAUUUGCUGGACAUCUAUUAACGCCAGUCACAUCGCCUUCAUGAAGGCAAUGGAUGCUCGUGAUGUAUCCCGCGAAACGCUGCCCUACAGAUCCUGGGGUCAGCCCUACCUCGCGUGGUACGGUCUUUUCUUCAACAUUCUCAUCAUUUUCACCCAGGGAUUCACCGCUUGGAUUCCCCACUUCAACAUUUCCGAUUUCUGGGUUGCCUAUGUUUGCCCGGUUCUCUUCGUUGUCCUGUACCUCGCACACAAGAUAUUCUACCGCACGUCGUUUGUCCCCCCUCUUGAGGCGGACCUUGAUACUGGUAGACCGCAGUUCACCAACUGGGAAACCUCGAACCCCAAGGAUGGAUGGGGUCGGAGACUUUGGGACAGCAUCAUGGGUUAG